AUGGCAGAAGAGAACAGCAGCUUGGCGGCUCGCUCCGCCCGCGCAGCCAAAAGGUCACCUUCUCUGUGGCGGCUGCUGCUGCACUCGAAAAUAGAGAAUGACACUGAGGGUUUCAUAAGAGAUUUGCUGCAAGAAGAGGCUGGGAAGCAGCUGCUGCAGCAGCUGCUGCAUGCGGCAGCAGACAGCGGCUCGCUGGACCUGCUGCAUGCCGGGGAGGGUUCUUUGGAGGCGGGGCUGCGGCACCUGCCCGCGCUGCAGCUGCUGCUGCUGCAGCAGCAGCAGCAGCAGCGGGGCAGAGCCGCUGCUGGCAGCAGCAGCAGCAGCACCGCGCCGCCGCUGCUGCUGCUGCCCGCCCCUAAGGCCCCCUUCAGGGGCCAAAUGUUCCUCUGUGCCCACCGCCAAGAAGACUCAAAAGAUGCAGAGUUUGUAAUUAAAUUUGAAAAUCUUUUUCCACUUCUUGGCUCGCAAUUCUUUCCCCCCAGGCCCCACGCAGCCCCCAAGUCCUGCCACGCCGAAAGAUACAAGUCCCACUGA
Messenger RNA from Eimeria tenella, 534 nucleotides. RefSeq lists its product as uncharacterized. NCBI's taxonomy places the organism in Eukaryota, Apicomplexa, Conoidasida, Eucoccidiorida, Eimeriidae. The record is from RefSeq and is a predicted model, not a curated record. Bases 1 to 534 code for a protein of 177 amino acids. The transcript has a single exon.